AUGGUCGGGGUGCCCAGUCGAUUUGCCGGAUGUGCGACGUGUCGCAGGAGGAAGAGAGGCUGCGACCGCAAGACCCCUUUUUGUACCCAGUGUGUCCAAGCUGGGCUCCUCUGCGAGGGAUACUCUCGUAAUCAUUCGGUCUGGAUCAACUCCACAGAUGGCGAGAAUCGUAAAUACACAAAGGAUACCGGCAGCGUACAAUCGCGUAUACGCGGGGCCCCGGAAAUUACUCUACACCAAUCGCUGGCGGGAACUGCGCGAGAGGUAAUGUACGUUGGUCUUUAUCUCUCGGCGUUUCUGCCGAACGGUCGCCUUUUCUCCAAGGAGGCAGCGCAGAUAUCCUCUGCCGGGUGGUUAAGACAUCUAGACAAAUUAUGUCAGCCUGAGAAGACUCUCCGCUUUAUCACCCUUGCUCACGGGCUUUCAAUGCUGGCUACGAGAGACAACGACAGCCAGCUGAAGCUCAAGGGUGUCCAAGCACACAGCAUGGCGCUGCAGGAAAUGAGCACAGCCCUGCGGGAUCCACAAAGGGUCACCGGCGAUGGGAUUUUGGCCGCUAUUCGGCUGUUCCGCUUUUAUGAAAUUCUCUAUGGCGCCGAAUCCAGUGGUUCAGAUAAAGAAAAACCCAUUCUCCAAAUCAGGGGCUACUACGCCCAUACUGACGGCGAAAUGGCCUUGUUUAUGAACAGGGGCUGGCAAAAGGAAUGGAGCGAAGCAGGAAUGUACUUACUUGUAAGCGGUCGGAUUGUGUCCUUCAUUCUAGGCGUGGGACGAAGAAAGCGUUCGCCCUUCAGCGACAGAGAAUGGAUGUUAGCACCCUGGAAGAACAGAACAAAGUCCCUACUUGACGGCCUGAGUGACAUCCUGGUCCAAGUUCCGGCCUUAUUGGAAGAGCUGGAUGCCAUUAGAGCAUGUCCCAUUGCGGAGCAAAGUCCCAAUGCCUGGGACAACUUGCUCGGUGAAUGUAUCCGCAUUGAGCACCUGUUACAUGCCUGGAAGGAAACCAUGGGAGACCAGCUGCAGAACUUUGACCACACCAAAUCAGGUCAUCCUCUCCAGAUGCCACGGCUAGACAGGGACUUUGCACUGUUGCAUAUAAGCUGCCUCUAUUGGAGCUGCUGUAUCCUCCUAUACACAACAAUCCAUAUGGCCACGAUCGAGGCGCAUCAGAGUCUAAGCGUCACAUACUUCAUGACUAUUCCCUUUUCUGCACCAGGAUACCCCAACUACCAUAAUGAGAGAAAUCCGACAUUACACACCCACAGGAUACUGCACACAAUUUCUCUAUCCCAUGGGCCUUAUGCCGGUGGCUAUGGGGCACUGUGUUCAACGUUUCCACUAGGCAUGGCACUCCGUUAUUUUGCGGUGGCCCAUUUUUUCCCGCACGAGGGUGGCAUUCCAGGAGCGCACAAGCUUUUACAGGGGUUGCUGGCACAACCUUUCAUGAAGGCGUAUACCGCACGUUUUGUUAGUCAUCUACAUAAUGUUGACGUACCGGGGCAAUCUCUAAAAGACACAGCGGGAUGGCAUGGAGUAGAACUGAAAAUGAGAAGAUGGUGGUUUGGCCCUAUGCUUGACCACAACCCGGGUGCUACAUAG
Messenger RNA from Aspergillus tubingensis, 1599 nucleotides. Its product is annotated as 3-hydroxyacyl-CoA dehyrogenase. Gene Ontology annotation, biological process: regulation of DNA-templated transcription. The transcript has 4 exons. Lineage: Eukaryota; Fungi; Ascomycota; Eurotiomycetes; Eurotiales; Aspergillaceae. The record is from RefSeq and is a predicted model, not a curated record. Gene Ontology annotation, molecular function: DNA-binding transcription factor activity, RNA polymerase II-specific; zinc ion binding. The coding region runs from base 1 to 1599 and encodes 532 amino acids.